UAUAAUUUUACAGAGUAAUUAUAUGUAUAAAGAAUAAUAUUAAUCAUAUAUUUCAAAAUAUAGACGCCAUUUGUCCUAAUGUUUAAUAGCUUAAUAUAUUUACAUGAUUGGUGAAGAAAGCACAUCUGCCCUUAAAAUUGUAUAUUACCUUAUAGAGGUGCUCUUGUUCGACGUACCAACAUAUACGUGUAAAACAUCAAGCAUAUAAUUCGUGUUAAAAGGUGUAUAUAUGUGACCAGAAAUCUACAUAAAUACAUUCAUAGACAAUAUACAUGAACACACACAUACUACUAUAUGUGACCUGCAUGCAUGUCUCUCUCUCUCUAUAUAUAUAUAUAUAUGCAUAGAUACAAAAAUGCAUCGAGAGACCCGAAUCUAUAUAAACAUAUGCAUAAUUUCACGGUUACAUAUGUACAUCAAUACAUGCACAUAUACAUAGACAUGGAUGAUAAUGCGAAGCCAUGCAAGUAUGUGUGCGUGGACGUGGAGAGAUUCAUAUAAGAAGAUAGUUAGGUCUUGAGGGAUGCCAUGUGUUUUCAUAGAUAUUAUAUGGAGAGAGAAAAAAAAAGGAAAGUGAUUAAGGAAAAUGUGAUUUAAUUAUUUUUAUUAAGUUUCCAUUAAGAUUUGAAUUAAUGGUUAUUAAUGACGCAGUAAAUAUCAACUUAUAAGCUCUUUCUAUAAAAGCAGCAGCUACCCUCACUCCACACUCAAUAUCACAAUCUAUAUAUCUCUCUCUCUCCUCUUUUCUCUCUCUCUAAAAAUAUCUUAUACAUAGAUCGACAAUAUAGUGAAUACGUACAUAUAAUAUACUAAUAAUAAUAUAAUAAUCUGCAGGGAAAAUAAAUAAAAAUGGAGAGGAGAGGAAGUGGCAUUGUUUCGGGAGAGGAGGAUGUGAGGAAAGGGCCAUGGACGAUGGAAGAAGAUCUGAUUCUAAUUAACUACAUCACCAACCACGGCGAUGGUGUUUGGAACUCUCUUGCCAAAGCCGCAGGUCUAAAACGCACCGGAAAAAGUUGUCGGCUGCGGUGGCUGAACUAUCUCCGCCCCGACUUAAGACGUGGAAACAUCACUUCGGAGGAGCAGCUCGUCAUCAUGGAACUGCAUGCAAAGUGGGGAAACAGAUGGUCGAAAAUCGCAAAGCAUCUCCCUGGAAGAACAGACAAUGAAAUCAAGAAUUUUUGGAGGACUAGGGUCCAAAAAUACAUCAAGCAAUCCGAAACGACAUCAGCCGUUGGAUCACAGGGCUCUGAGAUCAACGAUCAACCGAGCUCGAGCCAAAUCUUCAGUGCACAAGAAGCAAUGGAGACAUACUUUCCAACGACGUCGUAUCAGGCAAACAUGGAAGUGAAUUACGACUCUCCUAUGUCGUCGGAAUGGCUGAUGCCAAUGCCGAUGCAGAUCGAUCAGACCGGAGAAAACUAUUGGACCAUGGAUGAUAUAUGGUCCAUGCAAUUACUUAAUGGUAAUUAGUUUAUUCAAAAAAAUUUAAUUAAAAAUAAAAAAAAGAUGGGUCAUGUGUUAGGCCUGCUUAUACUUUUAUUUCAAUGUAAAGUGCGUUAGUACUUUACACUAAUAUGGUUUGUUUCCAUGUUUAGUGGUAUGCUUAAUUUGUGGGGGGAUAUAUUAAUAUAUCUUUGUUCGGUGUUAUA
Molecule: messenger RNA, 1649 nt
Organism: Tarenaya hassleriana
Lineage: Eukaryota; Viridiplantae; Streptophyta; Magnoliopsida; Brassicales; Cleomaceae
Product: transcription factor MYB21-like
Exons: 3
Coding region: 850-1470 (206 amino acids)
Biological process (GO): regulation of DNA-templated transcription
Cellular component (GO): nucleus
Molecular function (GO): sequence-specific DNA binding; DNA-binding transcription factor activity
Source: RefSeq, a predicted model, not a curated record